Trichobilharzia szidati is the source of this 276-nucleotide messenger RNA. The record is from the annotation of a GenBank genome assembly. NCBI's taxonomy places the organism in Eukaryota, Metazoa, Platyhelminthes, Trematoda, Strigeidida, Schistosomatidae.
AUGUGUUUUAGAGGUGUAAAAUCACCUGAAAAUGAGGGAGUUGAUUCAGUUAAAAGCACUCAGUCGAAUAAACUUUCACCGUCUAAAAUCGAAAGAGAAAAGUCCAAAUCAACAUUAUGCUCACUAUCAUUUUCACCAAAAUCACAUUCUCCAAAAUCUAGUGAACAAAAACGUCGUAAGCAUAUUCUUUCAAAUGAAGAACUAAAUCAAUUAACAAAACAAAGUAGUCAACAUCUUUAUCAUUUUAAUAUGCCACUGACUACAGAUUGUGAAUGA